AUGUUACAAAACAAAGUGAUUGAUGAAUGUACAGAUCCUCCCUAUGUCCCUGAUAAAGGGAAGAGGGUAUCGGUAUGGUAUAGCUAUGGCAUUUCAAGGUUUGCAUUUAUAGGCUGUAAGAAAAUACUGGAAGAAGAAAAGAGCAAGAUGGUUAUCAGAGUUGAAAUGUUCCCAAAAUUUACCCGAGAUAUUGCUUUCAGGAUCCUUGAAGAUAUAAAAAAUGUCAAACACAGAGCUAUUCAAGAUGUAGAAGAUGACCUGAUUGAGGAUACUCGAAUUUAUGUGUGUGACAUCAAUCCAAACAUGUUGAGUGUUGGUAAGAAGAGGGCUGAAGAUAGAGGUUUUGGACGGGACAAAUCCCUCACUUGGGUAGAGAUAGAUGCAGAAGCCUUGAACUUCGAAGGCAACUCAAUGGAUGGUUACACAAUUGCUUCUGGUAACUGGAAUGCUAUACACAUAGAGAAGGUUCUUGCAGAAGCAUAUAGGGAAUUCCAGAAAUACUUUUCCCUGGUUCAUAAAAGGGGAGGAAGGUUUCUUUGCCUUGAACUAAGCCACGUCGAUAUCUCGGACUUUAGGAACUUGUAUUAUGUGUACUCAUUUUCAGUCAUCCCAGUUGUUGGUGAGCUUGUGACAAUGUACUUUGUCAUCUCAGUAAGGCGAUACUGUAGUCGUGAUGUAUUUGCCAAAAUGAUUGUAGAAGCUCGACUUCCGAAGGUAGAAUACGAGAGCCUUGUUGGUGGAGUUGCCGCAAUCCAUUCAGGGCUGAAGUUUUAG
This is a messenger RNA of Lycium ferocissimum, 774 nucleotides long. RefSeq names its product 2-methoxy-6-polyprenyl-1,4-benzoquinol methylase, mitochondrial-like. Gene Ontology annotation, biological process: ubiquinone biosynthetic process. Lineage: Eukaryota; Viridiplantae; Streptophyta; Magnoliopsida; Solanales; Solanaceae. Bases 1 to 774 code for a protein of 257 amino acids. Gene Ontology annotation, molecular function: S-adenosylmethionine-dependent methyltransferase activity. The record is from RefSeq and is a predicted model, not a curated record. Gene Ontology annotation, cellular component: mitochondrion. The transcript has 8 exons.